UUGGCGCGGGAAGUGCUGGCGGGUAAAUUUCCCGCGGGAGUCUCGCGUUUGUGGGGGCUUGGCGGGAGGAUUUCCGUCGGCGUAACGAUGGAAGCGGGUGGCGGUGGCGCCCGCGCGGGUGGCGGUGGCGCCCGCGCGGGCGGCUCGUCGUCGCCUGCGGCCGGAGUUAUACGGCCAAUCAACAAGGGGGACGUGCACAGGAUAUGCUCAGGGCAGGUGAUAUUGGACCUGCCCUCCGCCGUUAAGGAACUCGUCGAGAACAGCCUCGAUGCCGGCUCUACCUCCAUCGACAUCGCCCUCAAUGAGUACGGCCGGGAGUCCUUCAAGGUCGCCGACAAUGGCUGCGGCAUCCCACCCCACAACUUCCAGGGGCUUGCUCUCAAACAUCAUACUACCAAAAUAGCGGAUUUUUCUGAUCUUCAAUCCUUGAGUUCUUUUGGAUUUAGAGGAGAGGCAUUGAGUUCUUUAUGUGCAUUAGGGAACUUAUCUGUGGAAACAAGGACAAGAAAUGAAGAAGUUGGUACUCAUUUGAUAUUUGAUCAUUCUGGCCUAAUAACUUCAGAAACGAAAAUGGCACGCCAAGUUGGCACCACAGUAACUGUUGAAAAGUUGUUCUCUCCUCUGCCUGUGAGGUGUAAGGAAUUCAGUCGCAAUGUCCGACGGGAGUUUGCAAAGCUUAUUUCCUUACUGCAUGCAUAUGCUCUUAUUGCAAAGGGGGUUCGGCUGGUUUGCACUAAUAAAGUAGGGAAAAAUCCCAAGUAUGUCGCUCUCAAGACCCAGGGAAGCACCUCCUUGAGGGAUAACAUAAUAAUGGUAUUUGGCAUGAAAAUGUUUGCAUGCCUUGAACCUUUGGACUUGCACCUAUCAGACAAUAUCCAUAUUGAAGGUUUUCUUUCAAAGCCUGGUUCUGGUAGGGGUCGUACAUUGGGUGAUAGGCAAUUCUUUUAUGUAAAUGGCCGGCCAGUGGAUCUGCCAAAAGCUAGCAAGCUUAUCAAUGAAUUCUAUAAAAGUUUAAAUUCCAAGCAAUAUCCUAUUGCCAUCAUGAAUUUCAUUUUGCCAACUAAGGAAUACGAUAUCAACGUGACUCCUGAUAAAAGAAAGAUUUUCUUUUCUGAUGAAGGUUCAGUGAUGUUGGCUUUGAGAGAAGCAGUGGAGAGGAUUUAUUCCCCAAGCAACUGUAGUUAUUCCAUAAAUACAUUUCAAUUAACUGACGUUCCUGAGACUCAAGGCGCUGAUGAAGAUUCUCUUUCUUUGUCUUAUCCAGUGCGUCGUGAAGAAUCUGAAAACCAAGAUGAUACAUCUCUUCUUGCUAACCAGAUUCUUGUGGAGACUUUAGAUGAUAUAUUGGAUCAAAAGCAUGUUAAGUCUCAGGAUGAGGAGGAAAGAGCUGUAGAUCUAAGUGAAAAAAAUGUUAAUCUGGCCAACUCUUCUCCUGUUUUAUGGAGUCCUAAUCAGGCAGGAGAUGUGGAGGACAAGACAAUGAAGGUUAAAGAUACUCCCUGUCUAAGUACCAAUCUUAAUGAUUAUAAGAUACCUUCUCGUAAGCUGUUGCCUCAUUCAGUAAAUAACAGAAAUUCAUUGCCUGGGCAGAAAAUAAGCCAAUCUAAGCUUACGAAGUUUGUAACAGUUAACAGAAAUGAUCGAGAGGAAAGCUGUACAUUACUCUCUGAAGAACCAAUUUUAAGGAACAGUCUAAUGGCCUGUAACAUGAAGAAGUGUGGUUCCUAUGUGAAACCAUAUGAAACUUUAGCUAGAUCUAGUUUAGUGCGUGCUUCUGCUAGCCAUAGUGAUGAGCUGAAAGAGGAGGAGGAUAUAUGUCAUGGAGCACAUAAAUCGGAGGCCCCAGAGAUCAUUAGAUGUAUGGUUCUUGAUAAAGAAUCCCAACAGGAGCAUCUGACAAGUGAACAAUUCAUGGGUAGUGAUAUAGGGCUACAAGAUUUUCCUAAUAGCUGUGAUGAGAAUAUGGUUGAGAGCACUGCUCAAGCAGCUCAGUUGUUACGAUCAUCUAGUGGUGUAGUUGUGCAAAGUCCAAAAAGGAUUAAGUUGUCUAAUGAGAUGCCAGAUAGGUAUCCAACUUUGCAUUUUGAUUUCAACGAACUUAGAAGCAGAAGGGAGCAGCGAUUGUCAAUAUUAUGUCCCAGUAAUUAUGUAAACAGGAAUGGGACCCUAGGCAGGUGCUAUUCUGCUGCAACAAUUGAGUCAAGUUGCUUGCAUGAAGAUGAAGAAGCUAAAGCAAGGGCUCUGUGGGCGGCAACUAGAGAGUUAGAGAGGUCCUUCAGAAAAGAGAGUUUUGCUAAAAUGAAGGUGAUUGGACAGUUUAAUCUUGGUUUUAUUAUUGGGAGGCUUGAUCAAGACUUAUUUAUCAUCGAUCAGCAUGCAGCUGAUGAGAAAUAUAAUUUUGAGCGGCUCUCAAAGACAACCAUCAUGAAUCAGCAACCUUUACUUCAGCCAUUGAAGCUGGAAUUGUCACCUGAAGAAGAAGUUGUAGUGUCACUAAACAUGGAGAUAUUCCGGAAAAAUGGAUUUAUCCUGAAAGAGGAUGAGAAUGCUCCUCCAGGAUGCCAUUUUCUGUUGACGGCAGUUCCCUUUAGCAAAAACAUAACGUUUGGUGCUGCAGAUGUUAAGGAACUUGUUUCUGCGCUGGCUGAUACCCAGGGGGACUGCUCUAUUUUGAGUACCUACAAAAUGGAUACUCUGGAUUCUAUUUGUCCCUCGAGGGUUCGAAGUAUGUUUGCAUCACGUGCUUGCCGGUCUUCCGUUAUGAUUGGUGACCCACUGAGGAAAAAUGAGAUGCAAAAGAUUGUCCUCCACUUAGCAGAACUAAGGUCUCCAUGGAAUUGUCCACAUGGGAGGCCAACCAUGCGACACUUGGUGGAUUUAACCAAGAUACCCAACAGGUAGGUCCUGGUUGUGAUACGACCAUUAACUCCACCAUGUAAAUGUGCGUGUCUAUUAUUAUGCAUGUAAAUGCUACACAAAUAGAGGUGCUGUUUACCUUUUUCCGUCAGAUAAAAAAGAAAAAGAAAGUCUAGAUGUCCGCUGCGAUUACAUUUUUGGCAAGCUUCUUUUGGGAGCUCUUUUCAUAAUGCUCUUUCUUGAAAAUGAUCUCAAGAAAAAUCUUAUAGUUUCAAUAAACUGGAAAAAUAUGAAGGAUAAUAUAAACUCUAUUCAAUGA
This is a messenger RNA of Nymphaea colorata (pocket water lily), 3175 nucleotides long. Its product is annotated as DNA mismatch repair protein PMS1. The transcript has 11 exons. Gene Ontology annotation, molecular function: mismatched DNA binding; ATP binding; ATP-dependent DNA damage sensor activity. The record is from RefSeq and is a predicted model, not a curated record. Lineage: Eukaryota; Viridiplantae; Streptophyta; Magnoliopsida; Nymphaeales; Nymphaeaceae. Gene Ontology annotation, biological process: mismatch repair. Bases 88 to 2901 code for a protein of 937 amino acids. Gene Ontology annotation, cellular component: MutLalpha complex.